AAAAAUCAUACGCGGAUAUGUUUAGUAAAGGAAGUAAAUUUUAUCCUCCCACCAUAUCAUUUACAGAUAGUGGAUUAAAAGAUCUGUCAAUAAUUCAAAUUAACAACAAUUACAAAGGACAUUAUUGA
Molecule: messenger RNA, 128 nt
Organism: Dentiscutata heterogama
Lineage: Eukaryota; Fungi; Glomeromycota; Glomeromycetes; Diversisporales; Gigasporaceae
Source: the annotation of a GenBank genome assembly